This is a messenger RNA of Peronospora farinosa, 2865 nucleotides long. The record is from the annotation of a GenBank genome assembly. NCBI's taxonomy places the organism in Eukaryota, Oomycota, Peronosporomycetes, Peronosporales, Peronosporaceae.
AUGGAACCCCCCGACGACAAGGAAAACCUAGCGCCGAACGCUAGCUCUAAUGUGCUGCUCGAGUCACUCAUGGACCAGUUGCCAAUGCCGACGGUGCGUUAUCCGGAUGCCCAGGGGCAAUUCACACAGAUUCUACACAUCGGAGAGUCAGCACGUUCUAUUUUCUUACUGGAGAAGGCCACGGAACGGCGUCUGCGACUUGUGAUCGCACUUAAAGAGGCUCCACGGUCGGUCAUUAAGUGGCUGAUGCUAUUGCGUUGCCCGCUGGGUGGAAAUCCAGGGCCUUAUAACAAGCUACGACUACUUCGACGUGCACUGACGUGCAUUGACUCGAAAAAAGCGCGGGAAACGGCCGAGUACACGGAGAUUUGUAUCAUGUUGGCCAAGUUGAGCGAUAGUGAGAAAGGGGUACGACAGAAUUUUCAGGAGAUGAAAAAACGACGAGUGGGAGAAAAACAACCGUUGCGGUAUGAAGAAGAGGCGGCGUUUGAGUAUGAAGCUGGAAAUAAGGAAGCAGCGGAGGAGAUUCUGGAGCAAGGAGUAGACAAUGACGCUUAUACGCCAAUGCAGAAGGAGGAGCUACUACAACGAGUUAUUGCAGGCAGAGCAGGUUGGGUGAUGGCGUUCUCGGGCUCACCACAAGAGCAAAAGGUGCUAGCAUUACGGACGAGGAUGCAGGCACUCAGGAGAACACAAGACAAUAUUACGACCAAUAGAAUGCAGAAUAGUGGAAAAGUAGUUGCUACUACUCCACGUGGUCGUGUAGUAACGUCACUUCAUCCUUCGGCUGUUCCAUCGGAUACAACACCAAAAGGACGAGAUGCACUUACUUCGAGCUCGAUUCAGACGCCAUCGAAUGCGACGCCAGUCAUCCAUGGCCGAAAUGGAGAAGGUUUUUCGACCGUGUCUAAGAUAUUACGUAGUGGAAACAAAUCGCCGUUAAUUACAACACCCUUGCUCCCGACACGAUCGAGUCAUAAGUCGCAGUCUACAUCCAGAAAGCCAGCUGCGCGUUUUACACUCGGAGGACCACCACUUCGAGUGAUUGCAACCAAUUGCGAUGAUGAAGAUGACAAUGAUGAUGAUGACGACGACGACGACGCUAUGAUGGAGAGUCAAACCACUCCAACAAUGCCGAAUAAGCCAACAGCUUCGAUCGAGUGUCGGGAGGCUGAUAAGGCCACCAGUGCAUUACCUACAAUCAAGUCAGAAAUAACGGCUAAGCCUAAAAUCGAUGUGGGCGAUAUUUCCCAUAUAUUGAAAUGGAAUCCAGACAAGGAAAAGGAAGACAAAGGCACACACGCCGGCAGCAAGGACACUAAAGUUUCGCUUGAUAAAAUUGUAAAGCCCGCGCUAAAAAUCGGAGCACAACUCAAGACUUCUGUCGAAAAUCGACCACCAGAGAAAUUAAUUAACGUGCUGCCUGUGCCACCAGUAGGGGUGCAGCGCUUACCGCAGAGCAGAGACAUACGAUCAGUCUCGAUGAAGGUAUCAGCAUCCGACAGCAAGUCUUCUGCUCCUGAGUUUUUUCGGUCCCCUAGAUUGCAAAGCUCAUUGAAUAGCAGAGAAGAUACAGCGUUGGGAGCGUAUGUGCUGCCAAGUAGCAGCAGCAUACGUGCACAUGAUCACUAUCGUUCCCCGAAGCGCCGACAAAUUGACCUGCAUGUACCUUUGACAAAAAGUCAAGCUGAUCUGAGCUCACCAAGCUCUGUAUCGUCGUCGUCGUCCCCACCGGUGGCGUCAAUGAGCAGCACUUUGUCACGGGAUGCACUGGAAUCGCUAACGAGCAGAGUCGUGGUGAACGGUCUGAAGUACAUAAAGUUGGAGCAGAUUGGAAGCGGCGGUAGUAGUAAAGUCUACAGGAUGCUUGGCCCCGAUCUCAAGAUAUACGCGUUGAAGCGAAUCAAGUUGAAAAAGCUGGAUGCACAAAGCAUUGCUCAGUACACAAAUGAAAUAAAUCUACUGAAAAGAUUACAAGGAAAUCCGCAUAUUAUCAAGCUUAUUGCUGCCGAGCAGGAUCUUCAGCAGCGGCAGAUCAACGUGAUUAUGGAACAUGGCGAGAUCGAUCUAAGCGAGCGACUUCGCGACUUGAACGGCGGCAUGGAUGAAAAUUUGUUACGAGUAAUUUGGACUCAGAUGCUUCAAGCUGUUGAUGCCAUUCACAGCAUGCGAAUUAUUCACGGCGAUCUAAAACCAGCAAAUUUCUUGUUUGUAAAUGGUGCACUGAAGCUUAUCGAUUUCGGAAUCGCAAAGGCAAUUCCUUCGAACGACACGACAAAUAUCGAACGCGACAGUCAGAUCGGCACGGUCAAUUAUAUGUCUCCUGAGGCUAUACAAGGCAAUACGUUGCCUAACGGCGAGCGCCAUCCUGAAGGAAAGAUGAAGGUUGGACGUGCAAGUGACAUUUGGUCGCUAGGGUGCAUUCUCUAUCAGAUUGUGUAUUCAAAGCCCCCAUUCGCGGAUGUGCGCAGCAUUAUAGACAAAUUUCGCUGUAUCAUCGAUCCGGCUGUACCAAUUUCGUUUCCUUCGCUGCAGAACCAAGACCUGGAAGGUGUGAUUCGCUCCUGCUUGCAGCGAGACCAUCGCCGUCGACCCCCAAUCACCGGAGAAAGAGGGUUAUUAAACCAUCCAUUCUUGCGGAGUCGAGGCUCGAGCGCGUUCGUGUUAUCAAAUAACACGGUGACCAUGUCCAAUGCGCCACAAGUUCUCUCGCAGCUCGGUGAUCUAUUGCGCUCGCAGGGAUUACCAAGUGAUCGCGUUAACAUGUUCAUGUCCAUCGGACUGGAAAGCAUACGAAAUGCAAGUGCCGACGCAUCUCGGACCUCUCACGACUACAACACGCAAGAGCGGCGAACAGAUAUUUAA